Messenger RNA from Pantherophis guttatus, 5435 nucleotides. It is a transcript of the gene TLK2, whose product is annotated as tousled like kinase 2. Gene Ontology annotation, biological process: peptidyl-serine phosphorylation; intracellular signal transduction; chromosome segregation. Gene Ontology annotation, cellular component: perinuclear region of cytoplasm; nucleus. The record is from RefSeq and is a predicted model, not a curated record. Lineage: Eukaryota; Metazoa; Chordata; Lepidosauria; Squamata; Colubridae. Gene Ontology annotation, molecular function: protein serine/threonine kinase activity; ATP binding.
UCCCCCAUCGAUCGCAACUGCAAUCCCCCCACACACACACCUGACUAGCCUUUUUUUGUAACCCCCUCUCCCAUCCCACCCCCCUCCCUUUCCCUCUGUAAUCUGUUCCUUGGGGGAAAGGAGGUGAGUCCCUCAUUCCUCCCGGGAGUGAAGCUACCUUUGCCGGGGACAGAAACUACGCGAGCCCGAGGAUUUUGCGGCCUGUAUUUCUCCCGGGUCUCUGCUGAGAAGGCACCGCAGCUGCUUCUCUUCCCCCCUCCACCUCACAACCCCUCUUUCUCUCCCUCACCACUUUCUCCUUGUGGCCAAAAAAAAAAAGGCCCCGCCGCUGGCUAGCUAGGAGCGAAGCCGAGCCACCACAGCAGAUAUGAUGGAAGAAUUGCACAGCCUGGAUCCACGACGACAGGAACUAUUAGAGGCCAGGUUUACUGGAGCAGGUGUUGCUAAGGGUCCCUUGAACAAUGAAUCUUCCAAUCAGAGUUUGUGCAGUGUGGGUUCCCUGAGUGACAAGGAACUGGAGACUCCUGAAAAGAAACAGAAUGAUCAGCGCAGCAGAAAGAGAAAAGGGGAACCAUUUGAAACAAAUCAAAACAAAAUUAUUCCCAGGGGACAUAAAAUUAGUGACUACUUUGAGUUUGCUGGUGGAAGUGGUCCAGGAACAAGCCCUGGGAGAAGUGUGCCACCAGUAGCACGGUCUUCACCACAACAUUCCUUAUCUAAUCCCUUACCUCGGCGAAUGGAGCAACCACUUUACGGAGUAGACAGCAAUGCAGCCAAGGAAGUACCAGAGGAGCAUUCUGCUGCCCCAACUCUGGUAUCAACAAUGAUGGCAAAACAGCGGUUAGAGGGCGAGCAGCUGGCGCAGAGGGGUACAAGCCUCUGUUUUCCAUUUGCUUCGACCCAGCAAGGCAGUCCCUCAUCUGCAGUUUCAGGAAACACAGAGCAUUCCUGCAGCUCUCAAAAACAGAUUUCCGUCCAGUACAAACAGACACAGUCUGAUCUUACAAUGGAGAAAUUAUCUGCAUUAGAAAACAGUAAGAACUCUGAUCUGGAGAAAAAAGAAGGCAGAAUAGAUGAUUUAUUAAGGGCAAACUGUGAUUUAAGACGACAAAUAGAUGAACAUCAGAAAAUGCUUGAGAAAUACAAAGAACGGUUAAAUAGGUGUGUAACAAUGAGCAAGAAGCUACUUGUAGAAAAGUCAAAACAGGAAAAGAUGGCUUGUCGAGAUAAGAGUAUGCAAGAUCGAUUGCGUUUAGGUCACUUUGCUACAGUCCGGCAUGGAGCCUCUUACACAGAACAAUGGACAGAUGGCUAUGCUUUCCAGAACCUAAUCAAGCAGCAAGAAAGGAUAAAUUCCCAAAGAGAAGAAAUAGAAAGGCAACGGAAAAUGUUAGCAAAACGAAAACCACCUGCUAUGGGCCAGGUUCCUCCAUCUACCAAUGAGCAAAAGCAACGCAAAAACAAAACCAAUGGAGCAGAAAAUGAGACGUUAACAUUAGCAGAAUAUCAUGAACAAGAGGAAAUAUUUAAACUCCGGCUAGGUCACCUUAAAAAGGAAGAAGCUGAGAUUCAAGCAGAAUUAGAGCGAUUAGAACGGGUUAGAAAUCUGCAUAUCAGGGAAUUGAAAAGGAUACAUAAUGAAGACAAUUCACAGUUUAAAGACCACCCAACACUAAAUGAUAGGUAUUUGUUGUUACAUCUCCUAGGCAGAGGAGGAUUUAGUGAAGUAUAUAAGGCAUUUGAUUUAACGGAACAGAGGUAUGUAGCAGUAAAAAUCCACCAGUUAAAUAAAAACUGGAGGGACGAGAAAAAAGAAAAUUACCACAAGCAUGCUUGUAGGGAGUACAGAAUUCAUAAAGAGCUGGAUCAUCCUCGCAUAGUUAAAUUAUAUGACUAUUUCUCAUUGGACACCGACUCGUUUUGUACAGUAUUAGAAUACUGUGAGGGGAAUGAUCUUGAUUUCUAUCUGAAACAGCACAAAUUAAUGACAGAGAAAGAAGCCCGAUCUAUAAUCAUGCAGAUUGUAAAUGCAUUAAAAUAUUUAAAUGAAAUCAAGCCACCUAUUAUUCAUUACGAUCUCAAACCAGGAAACAUCCUCUUGGUAAAUGGUACUGCUUGUGGUGAAAUUAAAAUCACUGACUUCGGCCUCUCAAAAAUCAUGGACGAUGACAGUUACAAUUCAGUUGAUGGCAUGGAGCUGACAUCUCAAGGAGCUGGUACAUACUGGUAUCUGCCGCCUGAAUGUUUUGUGGUUGGAAAAGAGCCUCCAAAGAUUUCAAAUAAAGUGGAUGUUUGGUCAGUAGGAGUUAUCUUCUACCAGUGUCUUUAUGGCAGAAAACCCUUUGGUCACAACCAAUCUCAGCAAGAUAUUCUGCAGGAAAACACAAUCCUUAAAGCUACGGAAGUACAGUUUCCUCCUAAGCCAGUGGUAACGCCAGAAGCAAAGGCAUUUAUUAGGCGUUGUCUGGCAUAUAGGAAGGAAGAUCGGAUAGAUGUCCAGCAAUUGGCAUGUGACCCCUACUUGCUUCCUCAUAUCCGCAAAUCUGUAUCAACAAGCAGCCCAGCUGGAGCUGCUGUCGCCUCAACUUCUGGAUCUUCUAAUAACAGCUCUUCAAACUGAGCAGGAACAAUAGGCCAAUACAUAUAUAUAUAACUGGAACUGCAGAAGGAAACAGAGAGUCAGACAUGUUUUGAGAUGCAGCCUUGGGAUUGGCAAGAAGUCCACAAAAUGGCUCCAAGAAACCAGGAUCAGGUUCUUUGUUUUUCUCUUGCAUUCUUAUCCCAUCCGUAGAGCAAGGCAUCAUUGAUUCUCAGUAAGGAUUAUGGCAACUUAAGCUAAGUAGCCAAGGAAAAGAAGAUUGGUUGGUCUAGUGCUAAGCAAUUGCAAAGGCACUAUUUGCUCUGGGCAGUGAAAGGAAAAAGAUGGUUCCAUGUACCGUGAACUUCCAAACACUACAGACCCAGAGUGCGGUUCCAUGAUGCAGGGUGCACACACCUAGUGUGAAGAAAUGUGGUUUUGGUGGCAGGGUAAAGGGGCUGGAGACAGUCCACCGUCAAUAUUUAAAAUAUAUUUUUUUCUUUUUUGUAAGACUACAUCUCACUGGAGGGAAGGGAAAGAAACCACAUAGGUCAAUGGUAUGAGGUUGCACUGAAGGUUGAUAUAGGAUUUUUGCACUCUACAAGAGAAUGCAGUGCCUGCCUAUUGACAGCACCAGCAUUAGCAUGUUAUCCCAAAUAAUUUCAUCUUUAAUAAAAAAAAAUGUUUUUUGGAUACAAGAUGAAUUAAAUAGCAAGUCAGUGUGGCAGCAAUUUUUCCUUAGAGUGACUUCAUAAUCUAUGAGAAAGGAAUGCAAUGCAGCAUUUAGAUAACAACUGUGAGCUUAGAUUUCUCUCCCCUCUCAGCAUCCUAAGAAAGUUACUAUUUUGUCAGGAAUUUGACAGUUGUCAGCUCUUCCCUUUGAAUAAAUGUAGAAUUUCUCAUUUUUUUUUCUUUCCCUACCUAAUUCUUUGAUCCAUUCAUUGAUGUUUCCUUUAGAAAACUGUGCUCUCUUUAACAUGCACACAAAUGCUAGCUCUAGCAAAUCCUUUAGCCAAAGUUCUUAUCCAUCCUGAUUUUUCAUAUUUGCUUUCUGCAUUGUUUUGGAUGCAUUUGCUGCAUUUACAUCUUGAAAGAAGUGUAUGUAGAAGAGGCAGACUUUUCCAAUCUUCUGUCUUGUGUUUAAUUUUCUUCUCGGUUAAGAAGUGGUUUUUUUUAAUAUUCUUUACUUUUUCAUCUUCUAAAAAAAACCUUAAAACCAAAGAAGAAUCCAGUUGCUUGAAACUUGUGGCAAAACGCUACUCCUGCAAAUAGCUAAAAGGAUGUUUGCUGCAAAUUAUUUGAGCAGUACUGUAUGAUCAAGUACCCUGGUACAGACCUCAGUUCUUCACUUACAGCUGAUGAUUCUCAGUCCUCCCUUAAUUUCUUAUAGGUAAUAAUACAAACAGAAGCAGUCAGGGGCCAAACAUUUUGAAAGUCAAGAGAAUUAGGAGGAGAGAGCAAAAUUGGACAUAAGGGCUUUGUAUGUAAACUAAUAUGAGGAUAUCCUCUGCAUACGUUUGCAGAUCAGAUGACUAAGACCUGAUUAUUAAGUCUAUUUGGGGUCCCGACCCUUCCUUCUGAAGCAGCACAGUGCAUGCACCAUUCGGUCAGAAGAUGAUUCUCAUACUUAAAUGGAAUUAAAUGAGCCUGUAUAAAGAGUAAGGAAACGCAAUAUGUCACUAUUACAACUGAAGAUACCAUAAGAAAGCUCAUAGUGGUCAUCUUUAAAAUAAUCUCCUCCAAAUAUAUGACUACCUUUAGAAUGGGAGUUUCUCAUCAGUAUGAUAUGUUGUCAAAGCUUUGAAGGACCGUGUCUUCCUUUUUUCUUUCUCACUCAAUCAUAGUUCUUGCUUCUUUUCCUAGACAAACAACUGAUACUUAAGCAUCUUUUACUGGAGAUAAAAUGUAAGCAGUUUCCAGGAUUAUCUAGAUUUCUAGUGAAUCACAUCCAUUGCACCUAUUUCUUCCAAUAAAGUUAAUUACCUCUGAAAACAUAUGAAAAUAAUGUCUUUUUUGUUUUGUUUUGUUUUUCCCCUUCUCCCAGUUUUCAGUUUGCUUUUUUCUCUUAAAAGAAGCCAACUCACAUGUCUUAUUUCUUUCAGGGUUCAUAUGUGCCAUGGUUACUUAUUGCUCUUUCACCAAAAUGCAGCUCAUAUUAACUGUCAAAAUACAUAGGCAGAAAUGACUGCUGCCAUGACAAGAUAUAGCUGCUUUCAGCUUGUUGGACAUAAUGGUUGACAUAUCUCAUCUAUUUUGGGAUUGAGUUUGGUUUAUUUUUCCAUAGCUGAAUGCAAAAUAUGAAAGAUUGUCUAUGUCAGUGCUCAGGUCUAACAUUGUAGCGUUUUGCUCUCCAUAUUUCUUACUUGGAAAGAUAGAUAGAAAUCUGCAUUUCAUAUAUCAGUUAGUUGAUUCUUGAUCAUUAGCAGAAAUCCUACCCCAAAUAAAACUUACAGUACUUAAUUUUGCUUUAAAAGGAAUCUCAAUCAAUCAUAAUAUUUAAAAUCGCAAUGACUCCCCCUCUCCCUCCUCCGCUCACCCAUUAAAUAAUAGCUGUCUGAUAUAUUGAUCUUCAUUCAUUGUACCUGAGCAGAAGCUUCUACACUUUUCAUGGAGUUCAUCAGUAAACCAGGCUAAAUCAUUCUGGAAGAGAAAUACAGACUGUGAGUUUUUCAUUUCUUUAAGCGGUUGCUGAAUUGUUUUAUUUUGGGUAUCCAAGCCUUUUUGUUGCCACACUGUUCAUUUAACUGAAAGGGAAAAAGAAAGGUGUAUGGAUUUGUAACUUGAAACUAGGCCAGACUGUUUUGGCUUUGCCCUACAGACAAAAAUAUGGAUAUUAAACACGUUUUCAAAAAUGCAA